Messenger RNA from Prionailurus viverrinus (fishing cat), 7191 nucleotides. RefSeq names its product calcium voltage-gated channel subunit alpha1 E (gene CACNA1E). Gene Ontology annotation, cellular component: membrane; neuronal cell body; voltage-gated calcium channel complex. Gene Ontology annotation, biological process: chemical synaptic transmission; calcium ion import across plasma membrane. The coding region runs from base 1 to 6939 and encodes 2312 amino acids. The transcript has 48 exons. The record is from RefSeq and is a predicted model, not a curated record. Gene Ontology annotation, molecular function: calcium ion binding; high voltage-gated calcium channel activity. Lineage: Eukaryota; Metazoa; Chordata; Mammalia; Carnivora; Felidae.
AUGGCUCGCUUCGGGGAGGCGGUGGUCGGCAGGCCGGGGUCGGGCGAUGGAGACUCGGACCAGAGCAGGAACCGGCAAGGAACCCCGGUGCCGGCCUCGGGGCCAGCGGCCGCCUACAAGCAGUCGAAAGCGCAGAGGGCGCGGACUAUGGCUUUGUACAACCCCAUUCCCGUCCGGCAGAACUGUUUCACCGUCAACAGAUCCCUGUUCAUCUUCGGAGAAGAUAAUAUUGUCAGGAAAUACGCCAAGAAGCUCAUCGAUUGGCCGCCGUUUGAGUACAUGAUUUUGGCCACCAUCAUUGCCAACUGCAUUGUCUUGGCCCUGGAACAGCAUCUUCCUGAGGAUGACAAGACCCCGAUGUCCCGCAGACUGGAAAAGACAGAACCAUAUUUCAUUGGGAUCUUUUGCUUUGAAGCUGGUAUCAAAAUUGUGGCCCUGGGGUUCAUCUUCCAUAAGGGCUCGUACCUCCGCAAUGGCUGGAAUGUCAUGGAUUUCAUCGUGGUCCUCAGUGGCAUCCUGGCUACAGCAGGAACCCACUUCAACACACAUGUGGACCUGAGGACCCUUCGGGCUGUGCGUGUCCUGAGGCCCCUGAAGCUCGUGUCAGGGAUACCUAGCCUACAGAUUGUGUUGAAGUCCAUCAUGAAGGCCAUGGUGCCUCUUCUGCAAAUUGGCCUUCUGCUCUUCUUUGCCAUCUUGAUGUUUGCCAUCAUUGGCUUGGAGUUCUACAGUGGGAAGUUGCACCGGGCAUGUUUCACGAACAGUUCAGGCAUUCUAGAAGGAUUUGACCCUCCUCACCCAUGUGGUGUGCAGGGCUGCCCAGCUGGUUAUGAAUGCAAGGACUGGAUUGGCCCCAACGAUGGGAUCACCCAGUUUGAUAACAUCCUUUUUGCUGUGCUGACUGUCUUCCAAUGCAUCACCAUGGAAGGAUGGACCACCGUGCUGUACAAUACCAAUGAUGCCUUAGGAGCCACCUGGAAUUGGCUGUACUUCAUCCCCCUCAUCAUCAUUGGAUCCUUCUUUGUUCUCAACCUCGUUCUGGGAGUGCUUUCCGGGGAAUUUGCCAAAGAGAGAGAGAGAGUGGAGAACCGGAGAGCUUUCAUGAAAUUGCGGCGGCAGCAGCAGAUUGAGCGUGAGCUGAAUGGGUACCGCGCCUGGAUAGACAAAGCAGAGGAAGUCAUGCUUGCUGAAGAAAAUAAAAACGCUGGAACAUCAGCCUUAGAAGUGCUUCGAAGGGCAACCAUCAAAAGGAGCCGGACAGAGGCCAUGACUCGAGACUCCAGCGAUGAGCACUGUGUUGAUAUCUCCUCUGUGGGCACACCUCUUGCCCGAGCCAGCAUCAAAAGUGCAAAGGUGGAUGGGGCCUCCUAUUUCCGGCACAAAGAAAGGCUUCUGCGCAUCUCUAUCCGCCACAUGGUCAAAUCCCAGGUGUUUUACUGGAUUGUGUUGAGCCUUGUGGCUCUCAACACUGCCUGUGUGGCCAUCGUCCAUCACAACCAGCCCCAGUGGCUCACCCAUCUCCUCUACUAUGCAGAAUUUCUGUUUCUGGGACUGUUCCUCUUGGAGAUGUCCUUGAAGAUGUAUGGCAUGGGGCCUCGACUUUACUUUCACUCUUCAUUCAACUGUUUUGAUUUUGGGGUCACAGUGGGCAGUAUCUUUGAAGUGGUCUGGGCAAUCUUCAGACCUGGUACAUCUUUUGGAAUCAGUGUCUUGCGAGCUCUCCGGCUUCUAAGAAUAUUUAAAAUAACCAAGUAUUGGGCAUCUCUGCGAAAUCUGGUGGUCUCCUUGAUGAGUUCUAUGAAGUCUAUCAUCAGUUUGCUCUUCCUCCUCUUCCUCUUCAUCGUUGUCUUUGCUCUCCUAGGAAUGCAGCUGUUUGGGGGCAGGUUUAACUUUAAUGAUGGGACUCCUUCAGCAAACUUUGACACCUUUCCGGCAGCCAUCAUGACUGUAUUCCAGAUCCUAACAGGUGAGGACUGGAAUGAGGUUAUGUACAAUGGGAUCCGCUCCCAGGGUGGAGUUAGCUCAGGCAUGUGGUCAGCUAUCUAUUUCAUUGUGCUCACCUUGUUUGGAAACUACACACUGCUGAAUGUGUUCUUGGCCAUUGCUGUAGACAAUCUGGCCAAUGCCCAAGAGCUGACCAAGGAUGAACAAGAAGAAGAGGAGGCCUUCAACCAGAAACAUGCAUUGCAGAAGGCCAAGGAGGUCAGCCCGAUGUCUGCACCCAACAUGCCUUCUAUCGAAAGAGACAGAAGGAGAAGACACCACAUGUCGAUGUGGGAGCCACGCAGCAGCCACCUGAGGGAGCGGAGGCGCCGGCACCACAUGUCAGUGUGGGAGCAGCGCACCAGCCAGCUGAGAAGGCACAUGCAGAUGUCCAGCCAGGAGGCCCUCAACAAAGAGGAGGCCCCACCAAUGAACCCCCUCAACCCCCUCAACCCGCUGAGCCCCCUCAACCCACUCAACGCCCACCCGAGCCUCUACCGGAGACCCAGACCCAUUGAGGGCCUGGGCCUGGGCCUGGAGAAAUGUGAGGAGGAGCGCAUUAGCCGCGGGGGGUCCCUCAAGGGGGACGGAGGGGACCUGCCGAGUGCCUUGGACAACCAGAGGAGCCCCUUGUCCUUGGGCAAACGGGAGCCACCAUGGCUGGCCAGGCCGUGUCAUGGGAACUGUGAUUCGACCCAGCAGGAGGCUGGGGGAGGGGAGACUGUGGUGACCUUCGAGGACCGGGCCAGGCACAGGCAGAGCCAGCGGCGCAGCAGGCACCGUCGUGUCAGGACCGAAGGCAAGGAACCCUCCUCCACCUCCCGGAGCAGGUCUGCCAGCCAGGAGCGGAGUCUGGAUGAAGGGGGGCCCACCGAGGGGGAGAAGGACCGCGAGCCCAGGGCCAGCCACGGGGGCAAGGAACCCACAAUCCAGGAAGAGGAAAGAGGCCAAGACUUAAGGAGGACCAACAGUCUGAUGGUGCCCAGAGGCUCCGGGCUGGCAGGAGCCCUCGACGAGGCCAACACACCCUUAGUCCAGCCGCAGCCAGAGUUGGAAAUGGGGAAGGACACGGCUCUGACAGAGCAGGAGCCGGAGGGCAGCAGUGAGCAAGCUCUGCUGGGGGAUGUGCAGUUGGACAUGGGCCGGGCCAUCAGUCAGAGUGAGCCCGACCUCUCCUGUGUCACGGCCAACACGGACAAGGCCACCACUGAGAGUACCAGCGUCACCGUCGCCAUCCCCGACGUGGGCCCCUUGGUGGACUCAACUGUGGUUCACAUUAGCAACAAGACUGAUGGAGAAGCCAGUCCUUUGAAGGAGGCAGAGAUCAAAGAGGAGGAGGAAGAGGUAGAGAAGAAGCAGCAAAAGAAGGAGAAGCGUGAGACUGGCAAAGCCAUGGUUCCCCACAGCUCUAUGUUCAUCUUCAGCACCACCAACCCGAUUCGCAGGGCCUGCCACUACAUUGUGAACCUGCGCUACUUUGAGAUGUGCAUUCUCCUGGUGAUCGCAGCCAGCAGCAUUGCCCUGGCAGCCGAGGACCCUGUCCUGACCAACUCGGAGCGCAACAAAGUCCUGAGGUAUUUUGACUAUGUUUUCACUGGCGUGUUCACCUUUGAGAUGGUUAUAAAGAUGAUAGACCAGGGCUUGAUCCUGCAGGAUGGGUCCUACUUCCGAGACCUAUGGAACAUCCUGGACUUUGUGGUGGUGGUUGGCGCAUUGGUGGCCUUUGCUUUGGCGAACGCCUUGGGAACUAACAAGGGGCGGGACAUCAAGACCAUCAAAUCUCUGAGGGUGCUCCGAGUUCUGAGACCGCUGAAGACCAUCAAGCGCUUGCCCAAGCUCAAGGCUGUCUUUGAUUGCGUGGUGACUUCCUUGAAGAAUGUCUUCAACAUACUCAUUGUCUACAAGCUCUUCAUGUUCAUCUUCGCUGUCAUCGCAGUUCAGCUCUUCAAGGGAAAGUUCUUUUAUUGCACGGACAGUUCCAAGGACACAGAGAAGGAGUGCAUAGGCAACUAUGUAGAUCAUGAAAAAAACAAGAUGGAGGUGAAAGGCCGGGAAUGGAAGCGCCAUGAAUUCCACUACGACAACAUUAUCUGGGCCCUGCUGACCCUCUUCACUGUCUCCACAGGGGAAGGAUGGCCUCAAGUCUUACAGCAUUCUGUCGAUGUGACAGAGGAAGACCGAGGACCAAGCCGCAGCAACCGCAUGGAGAUGUCCAUCUUUUACGUGGUCUACUUUGUGGUCUUCCCUUUCUUCUUUGUCAAUAUCUUUGUGGCUCUCAUCAUCAUCACCUUCCAGGAGCAAGGAGACAAGAUGAUGGAGGAGUGCAGCCUGGAGAAGAACGAGAGGGCGUGCAUCGACUUCGCCAUCAGUGCCAAACCUCUCACCCGCUACAUGCCACAGAACAGGCAUACCUUCCAGUACCGCGUCUGGCACUUCGUGGUGUCGCCGUCCUUUGAGUACACCAUUAUGGCCAUGAUCGCCUUGAACACCGUCGUGCUGAUGAUGAAGUACUACUCUGCUCCCUGUACCUAUGAACUGGCCCUGAAGUACCUGAAUAUUGCCUUCACCAUGGUGUUUUCUCUGGAAUGUGUCCUAAAGAUCAUCGCGUUUGGCUUCUUGAACUAUUUUCGAGAUACCUGGAAUAUCUUUGACUUUAUCACCGUGAUUGGCAGUAUCACAGAAAUCAUUCUGACAGACAGCAAGCUGGUGAACACCAGUGGCUUCAAUAUGAGCUUUCUGAAGCUCUUCCGAGCUGCUCGUCUUAUCAAGCUUCUACGUCAGGGCUACACCAUCCGUAUUUUACUUUGGACUUUUGUACAGUCCUUUAAGGCCCUCCCCUACGUCUGCCUUUUGAUUGCCAUGCUUUUCUUCAUCUAUGCCAUCAUUGGGAUGCAGGUAUUCGGAAACAUAAAAUUAGAUGAGGAGAGUCACAUCAACCGACACAACAACUUCCGGAGUUUCUUCGGGUCCCUCAUGUUACUCUUCAGGAGUGCCACAGGUGAGGCCUGGCAGGAGAUAAUGCUGUCGUGCCUCGGGGAGAAAGGCUGUGAGCCCGACACCACUGCGCCAUCAGGGCAGAAUGAGAAUGAGCGCUGUGGCACCGAUCUGGCCUAUGUUUACUUUGUCUCCUUCAUCUUCUUCUGCUCCUUCUUGAUGCUCAACCUGUUUGUGGCCGUCAUCAUGGACAACUUUGAGUACCUGACUCGGGACUCAUCCAUCCUAGGGCCUCACCACUUGGACGAGUUUGUCCGCGUCUGGGCAGAAUAUGACAGAGCUGCAUGUGGCCGCAUCCAUUACACUGAGAUGUAUGAAAUGCUGACUCUCAUGUCACCACCGCUAGGCCUCGGCAAGAGAUGUCCCUCCAAAGUGGCAUAUAAGAGGUUGGUCCUGAUGAAUAUGCCAGUAGCUGAGGACAUGACAGUCCACUUCACCUCCACACUCAUGGCUCUGAUACGGACAGCACUGGACAUCAAAAUCGCCAAAGGUGGUGCAGACAGACAGCAGCUAGACUCAGAACUACAAAAGGAGACCCUGGCCAUCUGGCCUCACCUAUCCCAGAAGAUGCUAGAUCUGCUCGUGCCCAUGCCCAAAGCCUCUGACCUGACUGUGGGCAAAAUCUAUGCAGCAAUGAUGAUCAUGGACUACUAUAAACAGAGUAAGGUGAAGAAGCAGAGGCAGCAGCUGGAGGAACAGAAAAACGCACCCAUGUUCCAGCGCAUGGAGCCUUCAUCUCUGCCUCAGGAGAUCAUUGCUAAUGCCAAAGCCCUGCCUUAUCUCCAGCAGGACCCUGUCUCAGGCUUGAGUGGCCGUAGUGGAUACCCUUCGAUGAGUCCGCUCUCCCCCCAGGAAAUAUUCCAGUUGGCUUGUAUGGACCCAGCCGAUGAUGGACAGUUUCAGGAACAGCAGUCUCUGGAGCCAGAGGUUAGUGAAUUAAAAAGCGUGCAGUCCUCUAACCAUGGCAUCUACCUUCCUUCGGACACCCAGGAGCAUACGGGAUCUGGGAGGGCAUCCUCUAUGCCACGCCUGACUGUGGAUCCCCAGGUGGUGACAGACCCUAGCUCCAUGAGACGCUCAUUUUCCACCAUUCGGGAUAAGCGUUCAAAUUCCUCAUGGUUGGAGGAAUUCUCUAUGGAGAGAAGCAGUGAAAACACCUACAAGUCACGUCGCCGGAGUUACCACUCCUCCCUGAGACUGUCAGCUCAUCGCCUGAAUUCUGACUCAGGCCACAAGUCUGACACCCACCGCUCAGGGGGCAGAGAGCGGGGACGUUCAAAAGAGCGAAAGCAUCUUCUCUCUCCCGAUGUCUCCCGCUGCAACUCAGAGGAGCGAGGGACCCAGGCUGACUGGGAGUCCCCCGAGCGCCAUGAGUCCAGGUCUCCCAGCGAGGGCAGGUCACAGACCCCCAACAGACAGGGCACGGGUUCCCUGAGUGAGAGCUCCAUCCCCUCCAUCUCUGACACCAGCACUCCGAGACGAAGUCGCCGGCAGCUCCCGCCCGUGCCACCAAAGCCUCGGCCCCUCCUUUCCUACAGCUCCCUGAUUCGACACACCGGGAGCAUGUCUCCACCGGCUGAUGGAAGUGAGGGUGGCUCUCCGAUGGCCUCCCAAGCCCUGGAGAGCCCUGAGGCCGGCCUGGCGGAGUCUUCCAGCUCCCGGCACGUACAGCAGGGUCAGCACGCCUCCCCACAGCGCUACAUCUCCGAGCCCUACCUGGCCCUGCACGAAGACUCCCACGCCUCGGACUGUGGCGAGGAGGAGACGCUCACCUUCGAAGCAGCUGUGGCCACCAGCCUGGGCCGCUCCAACACCAUCGGCUCGGCCCCACCGCUGCGGCACAGCUGGCAGAUGCCCAAUGGGCACUAUCGACGGCGGAGGCGCGGGGGGCCCGGGCCGGGUGUGAUGUGUGGGGCUGUCAGCGACCUCCUGAGUGACACGGAAGAGGACGACAAGUGCUAGAGGCUGCUCCCCCCUCCGAUGCAUGCUCUUCUCUCACACGGAGAAAACCAGGACCGAAUUGGGAAGCCAGUGCUGCCCGGGGGGGGAGGAAGAGGGAGGAGGAAGAGAGAAGGACACCAUGCAUUAUUGGACAAGACGAAGGAAAGGACCCAAGGAAAACCAGUCGAACGCGCCCGAUUGCUUUACUUCCCUUUGCAAGAUGGGCACUGCCAUAGUUUUGCCUCUUUGCUGGGGAAAGGAAAUACAAGAACA